Molecule: messenger RNA, 981 nt
Organism: Calypte anna (Anna's hummingbird)
Lineage: Eukaryota; Metazoa; Chordata; Aves; Apodiformes; Trochilidae
Gene: RGS1
Product: regulator of G protein signaling 1
Exons: 5
Coding region: 1-591 (196 amino acids)
Source: RefSeq, a predicted model, not a curated record
AUGCCAGGAUUUUUGUGCCCCCACAACAGCAUGGCUGAGUUAAAAGGAAAAGAAGACUGCAAGCAAGCAGAAGGCAAAAUCCCUAAAAAGAACCAAAAGGCUUUUGGUGCAGAUCUGAAGAAUUAUCUGAAGCUCAUGGUACCACACAUCAAAUCUGGGAUCAAGACUUCUAAUGACACGCUUUCUGCAGAGGAUGUGAUACAGUGGUCCCAGUCUUUGGAAAAGCUCCUGGCCAGCCAGAGUGGUCAAGGUGUCUUUCGGGAGUUUUUGAAGUCCGAGUUCAGUGAGGAAAACAUAGAGUUCUGGUUGGCUUGUGAGGAUUACAAGAAAACCAAGUCUGAUCACUUGCAUGGCAAAGCAGAAAGGAUUUAUCAGGAGUUUGUGCAGUCAGAUGCUACUAAACAGAUCAAUAUUGACCAUCAGAUGAGGGAAGCAACAGCCAAAAGAGCUCAAGCCCCAACCCACACAAGCUUUGAUGAAGCCCAGAGAACAGUGUACAUCCUCAUGGAGAGGGACUCAUAUCCCAGAUUUCUGAAAUCCAAAACCUACCUGAACCUUUUGAAGCACCUGCAAACCAGCACUUCAAAAUGAAGAGUUUGAGGAGGAAAAGCAAAGCAGAUUCUGCAUCAAAUAUUCUGUGGAGACAUCCUUCAGGGUGGCUGGAUGUUAAGAAGGAGAAAUCCCAGCUUGGGAAGAGGGAUCCAAGGGGGAUGCAAACAGCUCCACAGCUGAAAGAAGACAGGAUAAAAGCUGGCAAGGUGUUACAAGGGUAAGGGCAGCACAGGGAGAAAAUCCUCUCCUCCUGCACACCAUGGACAGGACAUGGAUUUUCUUUAUUGUUUGAACUACUCUGUGAACACUGAACCAAAUCUGAGAACCUGAGGAACUGCUGAUUAUUAGGAGCAAGCAAGCUGAGUCCUGGGAGAAGUUUAGUUCAAAGGAAAACUAAGGCUGAGUGACAAUUUUGGGCAUAACAGGAAA